AUGGACAGACUAGAGUCGCUGUUGCCGAACGACGGCGCGUACCGGCCACGGCUGCACAAGCUGCGCACGCGCGGCAAGCAGAUCGUGCGAUGGAGCAAGUCGCAGGUCGCGGGCGUCCCCGCGUAUGCGCUGCGCAAGAUCACCUGGGGCGCCGCUUCCGAGGCAGAUGAAGACGCUGGCGACGACGCUCGCGCCGCUGCCGCUGAGCCACCCACUGAGCUGUUCGCAGCAGACUUCGACGCAAUCACAAUGGUCGACUCACGCCCACAGUCGAUGCUCAACUCGUACCGGAUGAAGGACGCGCAGACUGCACGCUGGCAUGCCAAGACGGCGACCGCAGCCGCUGCCAUGGCGUCCGGCGUCUCCUACGUUUCGUCAGCUGCGACGCUGGUGUCGUCCUCUUCCUUCUCGUCGGCGGAAAACAUCUCGCUGUCGCUGCCAUCAGCGUCGCCGGCGCGGUCGCUCAGCUCCGCCGACAGCUGUGGGACGUCCCCCGUGUCACCCGUCGCUGGACUUCGCAUUUGCGACGCGAAGGCCAUAGAGAAAAGCUUCCAGUCCAUUCAGAACGACGCGGAGGCCGUGGCCGCAUCCAUCAAAUUCCACAACUACGAGGUAGCUCUCCAGCUCGGCCAGCAGCGCCACCUCCACUACUACGAACUGCCGUUCCCCUGGCGGGAAAACAGGUUCAUCAUACACGGCUACCGCUUUUACAAUUCGUACUCCAAGUCGUUGCUCUCCAUUUUCAACUGGUACGGCUGGCACAAUGAAACAGUCAACAUAUGGACUCACCUGUGCGGCGCCUUGUACUUUGCAUUCCUCAUAUUCAAGGGCUUCUCGCAGACAACUGUGUACCAGUCUGAGCUGGUACCAACAGCCGCCAAGUUCAUGGCGUUUGUGUUCUUGACAGCCGGUCUCGAGUGCUUUUUGUUCUCGGUCGUAUGGCACACCUUCAACGGUAUCUGCCACUUGAAGCAAAGGUCUAACUGCGCGUGCGUCGAUUACACGGGCAUAACGGUCCUGGUCACUGCCUCUAUACUCACAACUGAGUUUGUUACCCUCUCGGGUUCCUCUGAUGCGACAUUCACUUGGUCGUUACUCUUUUUCACAGGUGCCUCUGCCGCACUGGGUGCGGUUGGCGUUUUCAUGAACUGGUCCCCCAAGUUCGACAGACCAGAGUCAAGGCCGCUUAGGAUAGCUUUCUAUUUGCUUUUAGCGAGCUUCGGGUUUUUUUCCUACCUUCAUUCCCGUCUUUUUAACACUGCAGUCGACUCUUCUGACUUAAUCAAGCCUGUGUUUAUGAAGUCCUUGGCUUGGUACAUCAUUGGAGUUGUAUUUUAUGGAACUUUCAUCCCUGAGCGCUGGCGGUCCGAUGUCCAGGUGGACGCAAACAUCCCGACUGAAGAACAGUUAACUACUGACUUGGAAAUUAUUACCAAACACAGACAUAUCCACUUUAGGUCACAGCCUGCUAGUCACCACAAGUGUAAAAAUGCGGACCAUAAAAGGUCAUUCAAAUCUUUAUGGUGGGUCGACUACUUUUGCUGUUCGCACACACUUUGGCAUCUGUUUGUGUUGCUUGGUGUAAUCGGCCAUUACACUGCAAUGCUGGAGAUGUUCGAGAAAAGAUGGCUACGUGGAUGA
Molecule: messenger RNA, 1641 nt
Organism: Lachancea thermotolerans CBS 6340
Lineage: Eukaryota; Fungi; Ascomycota; Saccharomycetes; Saccharomycetales; Saccharomycetaceae
Gene: IZH3
Product: Izh3p
Exons: 1
Coding region: 1-1641 (546 amino acids)
Cellular component (GO): membrane
Molecular function (GO): signaling receptor activity
Source: RefSeq, a predicted model, not a curated record